UAGUAAGAAGACUUCUGUUGUACUCAUAAAGGAAUCCUUUCUGGUCAGUGCUUAUUUGUUUAGAAGGUGCAGGAUUCACUUUGUCUGAUGAAGAUGUAAGCCCAAAAGCGCAUAAGUCAAGUAAAGCUUUGCACAAAAAUGACCUGAAGUGUGUGGAUGUUUGUUUUAGUACAGAAGCUCCUGCUUGUUAAAAACUACUGUGCUUCUAUUUGUCUAUCUGCCAGGUUUGUUUUGUGUGUUGAUGUAGAACUUAGGCGGGUCAUGCCACACAUACAUACCAAUCAACAUGCUAUACCAUAAUGCAUGCAUUUUUAAAAGACACUAUGAAUCUUUGCAACAUAGACUGUGUGCCAGACUUGUAAGCAAGCACUAGAUAUGUCACUGAACCACAUCACAAAGGUUAGUGCAUUUCUUUAUACAGGUGAUGCUAAUGAAAAUUGUGUUAAAAAUGGUAUGGUGCACUUCUGUGUUUACAACAGAUGGGUCGUCGCAAUAAAAAGUCUCAGGCUGCGAAACGGCGCUAUGUUCCACUAGACUUGGAUGCAGAAGGACAGCGACUGCCAAAGGUCCAGAAGUCUUUUGCAGACGUUGUGAAACCUGUUGAGAGACCACAGUCCACAGAUGAUGUUGAAAGCAGACAGCGGUUUUCAGAGGCCCCGUUGUCUGCUGAAGUUUUGCAGACCUCUGAAACGGUGGCGCUGCCGACUCAGCCUGCAUCUUUGUCCCUCUGUGACACCUCUAUCUCACCUGACAUAACUGAUUUUUCUAUCUUUCCUAUCCUUCACAACAACAAAGCAAGCAAAAGCACUUUGCAUUCUCGUUCAAACAAACACAGUGAUUCUGUCAACAAGUCUGUGCUCUCAAACAAACUCAGUCAACCUCUAAACAAUCCUCAAACAACUAUGCACGUUACUGACAACUAUGUGAAAGCUCUACAUUCUUCCUUUAUUCAGUCUGUUGACCUUGCAGAUACCGAUAAUCACGUCGUAACAGGAUCCUUUCAUCAAGGUGAUGCUCAAUUUGGCGAUGCAGCUGAAAGACAAUGUGGACCAACCAGCCUGGUUGCAGCUUUGAAAUGUAAAAUAAAGAAUGUGUUGACAUGGGAUUGUGCUGAUGUAAACGAUGUUGUUGUACAUGGAACUUCACUGUAUAACUGUCUGAAAAAUGCCAACAAAAUUAAAGAUAUAAAUCAACGUCGGUCCUACCUGUCUGUGACUGAAUUGCCUAAUAAUCACCAUGUGUGGAAUACAGAGUUUUCAGUAAGAUACGGUGAAUCUUUUACCGGUGCUAUUGACCUUGAGAAUGAUAAUGGUUUGUCUGACCUGAUCAUGCCACUUGAUGUAGCUUUGCAACGGACUCUACUGGACAAUGAUGCAGGUGUGGUAACCAUUCGUACUAGUACAUUUGCUGUUGUAAAGCAGGGGUCUUGGUUUGCAUUUUUCGACUCUCAUGGAAGAAAGGUAAACAAGCAAGGACGGCUGGCAAGUUCUGUUUCGUUUUUUAGUUCUAUAGACAGCCUUUACAGCUAUGUGGUUGAACUAGGACGAUCAUUCAAACGUUCACUACCAGAUGAUGACAAUGAAGUUCUCUUUGAAGUGACUGGUGUUGAUGUUACGACGAUUCCACAUGACGACGUCGCCAAUGACAUUGAAGGUGUUGCAAACUGUUCAUAUGAAUGUAGCACAGCUAACUUGAAUUCCAUUCCUAGUGAGGUUUUUAAAAAUGAAACAAAAUCUACAAGGGCAGAACAAGAAGUGAUUGAUAAAGGCCUACAAGUUGAUGCUGACGAUGUAAUGAUUGCAAACAUAUCUGACAGAUCUGGGUCAACCAAAAAUGUAGGCCUAGGCCUAAAUGUUAAAACUGAGUAUGAGAACACAAACAAGCGAAAGUAUGAUGCAAUGAGUGUCCCUGAUAAAGGCCUACCUGUAUUCGUGACAAAGGCAGAACUAGAUGUGAUUGCUUUACCAAUUGAUGAUGAUGUUAUUAUUGCAAAUAUACCUAGCAUACCAGAAAAGCCACAUGAGGAUUUAAAUGUUAAACCUCAGUACAAGAACACAAACAAACGCAAGUCUGCAACAGUGAUGGCCCCUGACGAAGUAUUCAUAACGAGUGUGACCAAUGAACAACGAUCGUUUACCCCUUUAACUAGGCAAGAUCAGGACACUUUAUGUACACUUUUGGAAUUACCUAAAACUCUGUGCAAUCCCAUACCAUCCAGAAUUGUUCAGGUCAGUGAUAUUGGGUCUCCGUGUAAAAUGAGAAAUAUUAAACCAGACGGUAAUUGCUUCUAUCGUAGCCUUGCAUUCAGCAUUUGUGGGGAUGAGGAAAGACAUUUGAAAAUCAGAAGGGCUGCUGUGAAACACCUACAACACAACAGUUUACACUUUGAAAAGUAUUUGAGAGAUCAGUACACUUCUGUUGGAGAUUAUGUGGAACAAUCUAGAAUUUUUUAUUCAGGUUCAUGGGCUACAGAAAUUGACAUCUUUGCUGCUGCCAGCUUCUUACAAUGUGAAAUAAUGACCUACAAUAAUGACAGAUGGAAUUCUCAUGCUUUUUCAAAGUCAUUGUCAAAUAGGCCUAUAGGCAUACAUGGUCGCAUCUAUUUGGUAAAUCAGUCAGGAAACCAUUAUGACGCUGUGUUGUGCGUGAAAAACAAGCAAAACAGAAUGUGUGUUGGAAUGUGUUGUCAGCGUGAGGUGCGCACUCGGCCGCAGCGAAAGCGAAAGUUGAACCAAUCAGAAAAAGAUGCAGAGAGAAAGCGGAUGCGGUAUCAAAGUGAUAACAGCUACAGAAAAACAAAACUGGCAAAAGAUCAGGAAAAGUACCAUAAAGACGAAGGUAUGAAACAGAAAAAGCGUCAACAUUCUCGUGACAACUUUUUAAAGAAAUAUCAGACAAACCCAGAGUUUCGUGAGCGUGUAUUUCUCAGCUGUCAAAACAGAAACGAAACCAUCCAGACUUCAAAAGCAGCAUAUUUUCAAAGAAAAUACAAAAAUGACACAACAUUUAGAAAUGUUCAACGUCAGGCCUCAAAAAUAAGAUAUCACAUGAACCAAAUAUUUCAAAAUGCCAUGCGAAAUUAUAGCCGAGUUAAGUAUCAGACCAAUAAAAAGUUUAACACUGCUGUGCGAAAUUAUAGCCACGUUAAGUAUCAGACCAAUAAAAAGUUUAACACUGCUGUCCGUGAUUACAGUAAACACAAAUACAAGUCAAGCCUAAUUUUCCAAAAUAAAAUUAAACAAUACAACAAAACAAAGUACCAGGAAAAUGAAAAAAUACGCUUAUCUAAAAUCAACACAAGUAUCAAUAAACACAAAAAUUCAAAGCAAAAACAAAGAGACAUUGAUUGUGCAAUUGAUAAUUUUCGAAAAAAUGUAAGCCGUGGACCAGAGCAUGUCUGUUCUUGUUGUCACAGAUUGCUUUUUAGAAGGCAAGUCAUUGAAUGUAAACCCCAAAACUAUGCAAACAAACGACCUGAGGUUGCUAAGAUGGCUAAAAGAUGCAUAACAACACAAUAUUUGCAUGUUUGUGACUGUGACUGUCAGACUGAAUGCUACUUGGCUGAAAGCCCUGCAACAAAAUUGUGGAUCUGUCACACUUGUCAUCAGAAAAUUCUUUCAGGCACACUUCCACAAGAAAGCGUUACCAACAACUUAGAGUUACAUGAAAUUCCUCCAGAGCUGAAAUGUUUGAAUUCUUUAGAACAGCAUCUAAUAGCCAAAAACAUAUGCUUUAUGAAGUUGCUGUGUUUACCAAGAGGGCGUCAACGAGGUUGUCAUGGACCCUGUGUUUGUGUUCCUAUAAAUUCUCAAACCGUGACAAACGUUCUACCAAGAGAUGAAAGUGAUGAUAAGAUGAUCAGAAUAAAAUUAAAAAGAAAAAUAAGCUACAAAAAUUUUUAUGAAUUCCAAUUUGUACACACAGAAAGAGUCAGAAAUGCGUUGAGAUAUUUAAUAAAGAACAACUUUUGGUAUGAUGAUGUCAUUUUGAAUGAUCAGUGGUUGAACUCAUUGGAUGGUACUGACCAUGAAAACGAUGAAACAGAUGAUAAAGACAAUGUCGAAAACAGUGAUGAUGAGGAGCAUGACAAUGAGGAAAACGAGGAAGAAUUGACCUACAUUAAAGAUCAGUCGGGACUAGUUUCAGACACAUCCUUACAACCGAUUGACAUUGGAUCUGAAAUAGUUGAUCAGCAUUUUCAAGACAUACUAAGUAUGGCACCUGCUGAAGGCAACAGUCCAGUUAGUUUACUAUCAGAUAAAACCAACGAAAGCAAGUGUUUUCCUGUCUUGUAUCCUCUAGGCGGGCCUACGUUUCAUUCUGAAAGAGAAUCGAAAAUAACUCUUUCAAGGUACUUGAAUACACGUUUACUGAAUGCUGAUGGACGGUUUGCACGGAACACUGAUUUUCUUUUUUACGCUCAAUACAUUUCAGAAGUAAAUCAAGUGCAAAAUAGCAUUUCAAUUGCAUUACGCAAAGGCUCGCAGAAAGACGUGUCACCAGAGACCUUGCUGAACUCUGACUCACUCAAAACAUUGUUGCAUAACAAUGAGGGCUACAAAUUUUUGCGUGGCAUUCGUGGAACACCCCCAUAUUGGAUGUCUGUGCAGAAAGAUUUAUUUGCGAUGAUAAGACAGCUGUCUAUACCAACAUUUUUUGCGUCAUUUAGUUCCGCAGAUUUAAGAUGGCCUGAUUUUUUGUCCAGUCUGCAAAGGGCUGAGGGAAAGGAAGCAAAUGUUGCAGAUCUUGAUUGGUCAGACAAAACCAAGUUGGUCCGUUCAAACCCUGUUACAACAGCACGCCUCUUUGAUGAACGUUGGCACUCUUUUUUGAAAGAUGUAAUCCUGUCACCAGCUGAACCAAUAGGUAAAAUAAUCGACCAUUUCUAUCGCGUCGAAUUUCAACAGCGCGGGAGUCCUCAUAUACACGCUUUAUUCUGGGUGGCAAACGCACCGAAAAUUGACACACACAGUGACGCUGAAGUGACAGCUUUCAUUGACAAAUAUAUCACAUGUCAACUUCCAACAGACAAAGACUCUGAGCUUUAUGAAACCGUUAACAGUGUACAGAAACACAGCACCAGGCAUUCCAAGACGUGUCGCAAAAAGAACACUGUGUGUAGGUUUCACUUUCCACGGCCCCCCUCACAAAAAACGUUCAUUACAAGAAGUGUAAGUUCAGAGGAUGCUGAUGAAACUAAACGUGCUAGUGAUAUCAUCAACACAGUCAGAGCUGCAUUAACUUCACCAGAUUUUGAUUUCAAAUCAACAGCUGCAUUUUUUCAAUCUCUGGGAAUUGAGCAAAGUGUAUUUGAAUGGGCAUACAAUAUGUGGACCACAAAGAAAAGCAUUGUAAUGAAACGAAAUCCUUCAGACAUUUGGGUGAACCAAUACAAUAAACACUUACUUCGAGCUUGGCAAGGCAACAUGGAUAUUCAGUUUGUCACAGAUGCACAUUCUGCUGCUGUAUACAUACUAUCAUAUGUCACAAAAGGAGAGAUGGAACCAGGUUUGCUCUUACAACGUACUCAAAUGGAAGCGUUAAAUGGCAAUGUGGAUGCAAAAGCAGCAUUUCGGCAGCUUGGAAGUGUUUAUCUCCACAACAGAGAAGUGUCAGCUCAAGAGGCAGUGUAUCGCUUAACACAAAUGCACUUGAAAGAAUGCUCUCGUGAUGUACAAUUCAUUCCUGUUGGUGAAAAUCCCAUGAGGAUGAGUUUACCCUUGCAUAUGCUACAAGCCCAAGCUCAGCAGACGACUGAAAAUAAUGAAAACAUUUGGAUGACCAAUAUCGUUGAACGUUAUACCAACAGGCCUCAGUCAGAGGAAAUGAAAACUUUAUGCCUGGCAACUUUUUGUAGUGAAUACAGAGUGCUUUCAAAAUCUGAGGUUUCCAAAAACAAAGAGUCACAGACAAUAAUUGAGUUAAACAACAACUUUGGAUUUCUGAAAAAACGAACCCGAUCACAACCUGCUGUUGUAAGAUAUCCACGAUUUUCUCCAACAAAAGAUCCAGAAAAAUAUUAUCAUUCAUUGUUACAAUUGUUUUUGCCACACUAUGAAACCCUUCACCUCAAGCCACCUCCUUUCGAAACAUAUGAACAUUUUUACAACAAUGGUGCAGUUAAAUGUGGUACUGAUGUUCAAACUGUCAAGUCAAUUGUGGAUGACAACAAAGCUCUGUUUGAAAAAGACAGUGAUGAGCUUGACAAAGCUGAACAAUUGUUGCAAACUGACAUUGAUCUCACAGAUGCGUGGGCUAUUUUAGCUCCAGAAGCGGAAGAUGAAAGGCUGCAUUGUUUGCAACUUAUGAAAGACAAAGUUGUUGAAGAUGAAAAUGACGAUGACAUAGCAACUAAUAUCCCUGAUUUGAGGGCAAACCCACAAACUGUGUACUCCUUGGAAACUAAUAAUGUGACAAUGCCAAGGCAAGAUGCAUUGGAUUUAUUACGAUCAUUAAAUGAGGAACAGUCUGCAGUCUUUUACGCAGUUCGCCAAUGGUGUUUGCAGAAACGUUUUGGAAAAAAUCCUGAACCAUUACGCUUGUUCCUUACUGGUGGUGCUGGUGUUGGCAAAAGUCAUUUGAUAAAAGCCAUACAUUAUGAAAGUACGAGGUUGUUACAAGAUGAUGAACAUCCAGAUGAGCUACCUGUCAUUUUAACAGCGCCUACAGGAGUAGCGGCUUACAAUAUUCGUGCAUCAACAAUACACAAUACCUUUUCAAUUAAUGCAAAUGCAACUCUGCCUUAUCAACCCCUUGGUGAUGAAAAAGUGAACUGUUUACGCAACAAAAUGAGGAAUUUGCAAAUUUUGAUCAUUGAUGAGAUCUCAAUGGUGGAUCACAAGCUUUUAUCUUACAUCAGCGGAAGAUUAAGACAGAUAAAACAGACAAAAGAUUACUCAUUGUUCGGAAAAAUUUCAGUUAUUUGUGUUGGAGAUUUUUACCAACUCAAACCUGUAAAAGGGACACCACUCUAUGCUGACAACAGAGGAGUUAAUCUGUGGGAAAACAAUUUUGAAAUUGUUGAACUGACCACUGUUGUUAGACAACAAAAUGCUACGUUUGCAGAGACACUGAAUCGCCUCAGAGUGCGUAAAAAAACACAAGCUCUCAAUAGUCGUGAUGUGCGCACAUUGAAACAACGUGAAAUUGAAGAUGACCAUUCGAUCUUGCAUAUAUAUGCAACAAAUGCAGAAGUGCAAGAAUAUAAUGUCAAAAAAUUGAAUGACACAUGUCCAGAUGUAAUCCAGAUAUUGGCCCAAGAUUUUCAGCGAAAUCCUAAAACCGGAAGAAUGGAAAAGAUGACUGGCUUUCACACCAAAGUUUUUAAUUCGUGUUUGCCUAAAUGUGUCCAAGUUGGUAUCGGAGCGCGUAUUUUGCUCUUGAAGAACUUAAAUGUGCAAGACGGGCUAACAAACGGAGCAGCAGGAGUGAUAGUAAAUAUUAUAGACGGUGAUGAUGAUAACGAUCUUCCAAAAGCCAUUUAUGUUGAAUUUGAUGACCCUAACGUUGGAAGGAUUCAGCGAACUCAAUCAAACAGACAAUCUGAACGUUCAACUGAAUUGCAAGUACAAGAAGACCAAAUUAGUAACAAUGGUGGAGUGCGAAGACAAUAUCCUAUUGGUUUGGCAUGGGCUGUGACUGUUCACAAGUGUCAGGGCCUUACAGUUGAACGGGCAUUUGUAUCUUUACGCAAGAUAUUUGCAGCUGGUCAGGCAUACGUUGCCUUAAGUCGUGUGAAAAAUCUCGAAGGACUGAUCAUUGACGAACUCAAAGACUCUGCUAUAUAUUGUGAUGAGAAGGUUCAAGCAGCCAUGGAAAACAUGCCAAAAUUCAACUGUGGAAAAUCAAUCUCUAAUGAUGAAAACACUGGAUGUCGAAUUGCACUACAUAAUGUUCAAAGUCUUAAAGCCCACAUUAAGGACAUUGAAGCUCAUGGAACAUUGAUGAAAGCUGAUUGCAUUUGUUUAACGGAGACAUGGCUAAAUGCAGACUCCCAAGACAUACCACAACUUCCAGGAUUUACCUUCCAACACAAUCCAAGAAUAAACUGCUAUGGUGAGUCUGAAGCUGUUUUUGCACAGUUGAAACAAAAGAAAGGAGGUGGAGUUGGCAUCUAUUGUGGUGACAAACUUGAUGUGCAGGUAUCACUUCCACAAAGAGGUAAUUUGGAGUGUCUAUAUUUUGAAAUACCACAUGUAAAUGUCAUUGCUGCUGUUUUAUACAGGCCUAGGUCUUAUGCCAUCGGUGUUUUUAGACAGCAGCUGCUGCAGGUCAUACAUGAAGUUGAAAAAUACCCUGGGAAAAAGCUAAUCAUGGGCGACCUUAAUGAAGAUAUCUUUGUAUCAUCUACGAUAGCAAACUUACUUGAUCAAUAUGGAUACAAACAAUGCGUGGAAACAUUCACUUCGGAAAAAAAUACCUUAAUAGAUCAUGUUUACUUUAAAGGUGCAGAAAACAUUAUUGUUGAGGUUGUACCAACUUACUUUAGUUUUCAUGAAGCGAUUCUCAUUUCCCUCCAGUAGUUUUUACUGAAUUACUUAAGUUUUCAUGAAGUGAUUCUCUUACACCAAUAACUCCUUUUUGCAAUGAAAGAGGGCAAACAAAAACUGCUCAUUGAUAGGUUCACAUGAUGAUACAGUGCUAUACAGCAGCCUAUUACGUUGGCAUAUUUCCAUAAAAAUUCUAGAAUCAUAAUACUCGUAAAAUCUCUGAUUACACAGUCACGUAUGUGGGUA
This is a messenger RNA of Engraulis encrasicolus (European anchovy), 8735 nucleotides long. RefSeq lists its product as uncharacterized. Gene Ontology annotation, biological process: DNA repair; protein deubiquitination; telomere maintenance. Bases 480 to 8522 code for a protein of 2680 amino acids. Gene Ontology annotation, molecular function: ATP hydrolysis activity; DNA helicase activity; cysteine-type deubiquitinase activity. The transcript is spliced from 2 exons. The record is from RefSeq and is a predicted model, not a curated record. NCBI's taxonomy places the organism in Eukaryota, Metazoa, Chordata, Actinopteri, Clupeiformes, Engraulidae.